GCCUCCCCAGAGGCCUUAAGAGAGAUCGAGAGAGAGCGCCACAAGCCUCCUGGCCCGGACACCACCGGGCCGGCCCCCACAAGGCUCCGCAGCAUGUGGGAACUGCGGUCCAUAGCCUUCUCCAGGGCCGUGUUCGCAGAGUUCCUGGCCACGCUCCUCUUCGUCUUCUUUGGCCUUGGCUCGGCCCUCAACUGGCCGCAGGCCCUGCCCUCCGUGCUGCAGAUCGCCAUGGCCUUCGGCCUAGGCAUCGGCACCCUGGUGCAGACUCUGGGCCACAUCAGCGGAGCCCACAUCAACCCUGCCGUGACCGUGGCCUGCCUGGUGGGCUGCCAUGUCUCCUUCCUCCGAGCUGCCUUCUAUGUGGCGGCCCAGCUGCUGGGGGCUGUGGCAGGGGCUGCUCUGCUCCAUGAGAUCACGCCAGUGGACAUCCGCGGGGACCUGGCAGUCAACGCCCUCAGCAACAACACGACAGCCGGCCAGGCGGUGACUGUGGAGCUCUUCCUGACCCUGCAGCUGGUGCUCUGCAUCUUUGCCUCCACUGACGAACGCCGUGGAGACAACCUGGGCACCCCUGCCCUCUCCAUCGGCUUCUCCGUGGCCCUGGGCCACCUCCUUGGGAUCCACUACACUGGCUGCUCCAUGAAUCCUGCCCGCUCCCUGGCUCCAGCUGUCGUCACCGGCAAGUUUGAUGACCACUGGGUCUUCUGGAUCGGACCCCUGGUCGGCGCCAUCCUGGGCUCCCUGCUCUACAACUACGUGCUGUUCCCCCCCGCCAAGAGCCUGUCGGAGCGCCUGGCCGUGCUGAAGGGCCUGGAGCCGGACACCGACUGGGAGGAGCGCGAGGCGCGGCGGCGGCAGUCGGUGGAGCUGCACUCGCCGCAGAGCCUGCCGCGGGGCAGCAAGGCCUGAGCGCCGCCCGCCUCGCCGCCCCGGCCCUGACGGACGCCCGCGGGCCGCAGGGGACCCACCCGCCCCUCCUCUCCCCCAGGUCCGAAGCUGGUCCCCAGAGCAGAGCAGCUACUUGCAGGACGUGCGGGGCCGCGGGGCUGCGCGGUAGCGGGCGGGGAGGGGACUGUGCGGUACCGCGAGCCUGGCAGAUCCUCUGCCCCAGGCUGUGGGUCUCUCAUGGUUGACCCCCUGGCCCCGUGCGGGGAACUGGGGAUCUGGAGAUCGAGCUGGGGAGGGAGGAUUCACAGGUAGGCCGGAAGAGGAAAGUUCUUAAGAGCCUGAACCCAGGUACUGGGUGGGAAGUGUACAGACGCUGGCACUGGGGGAUCUGGGAAUGAUGCCUCCAGUUUUGCUAGUGUGCAAGUGUGUGUGCAUCCGCUGUGCCUCCCUGUCCUCAAGUGCAGGGUUGUGCGUGCCCCUGAGCACCUGUGGUGGUGCAAGUGUGCACCCCUGGGGACUUCUCACUCCUGCUAGGAUCCCUUCCUCCACCACCUGCAAUAAAUCCACUUCCUCCGUAGUGGAUGAGUCCUGGAGGCCAAUCAUCGCCAGGAGAAGGUGAGGAGAGGAUCUGAAGGCCGCUUUGAGAGAGCUGAAGGGAGGGUCCUGAUUUCCAACCCCUACCUUGCCUCUCCUGCCUUCUCCCCAGCUGCAGCUCUGGGCCCCAAGACUUGCAGGGGGACCCAUUGCUCAAAGCAGAGAGGUGUCAACCAGAAAACAGCUCCCUUAGAAAUGGCCUCUGGAAAAAAGAGGGUUGGGUGGCUAAGGAUUUCCUUUUUGCCCUGAGGGACGACCUCUCCAAGGGGGGAAGCAGACACAUGUAUGUGCACAUACCUGUGUGUAUGCUGUGUGCUCAGAGGACCCUCAUCUCCAGCCCCCCACCCACCCAGAGAUUAGCCUCCCACUUCAGCAGAGAAAACAAAAGCCCUUUGUGGGCCCCUAGCUUUUGUCUUGGGAGAGGGGGAGAUUUGCAACUAGACACUUCUUGAAAGGAGACACUCAGUUUCGCAAGUGAGCCUCUCACCCAGCACACACCUAUACCUAUGGCUGGCUGGGCAAGGCGCUCAGGCAUGCAACCACCGGCACCAGGCAACGCCCCUCCAUCACUGGUUUAGCACCCCCAGCCCCACCCCAGGCAGCAGCUCCUCCUUGCCAGGAACCCCUGUUCCUUCCCUCCCUUCCUCCCCUCACCCCACGCUCACCUCUUUCUGGCUCCCAGCCCUGGACAGUUACUGUGGACAGAGCAGCCUGCUGCUCAGCGCUAGAGAAGGGAAAUGACUUGUCCAGGCAGAGGUAAGUCUGAGUCUAGAAUCCAGGCUUCUAAAUUUCCAAGCCAGUGCAAAGGUUCUCAAAUGAGAUUAACUGGGAUUAAGUGAGAUGAUACAUGUAAAGAGGCUGUGUGAACUGUAAUUCUUAAUACCAUUAUCACGCAUUACUAGGAUCAUUUCAUUAUUUCUGCUUCCUGGGGAAAGAAUGCAGAAGGGGCCUGACCCUCUGCCUCCUUUACCUCCUUUAGUCGGUAGUCAAAGCAAAGGAGAGUCCUGGGAGCCCCAAGGUCCAGGCAGGAGAUGGGUUUGGGGCUGGCCCCAUCCUGAUCCAGCCUCUUAACCUCUCCUUACCCAGAGUGCAGCUGGCUGUUCUCCUACUUCCUUCCUCCUACUGCCCAACCCCAUCCAUUCUCUCCCUCCCCCUCCAGACCGCUGCAUAACUAACCUAAAGGUCACACCUAGAGCCCCCCUCUCCAUGUUCUCCAUGGCCCCUGUGCUUUCAAGGCUUCUGUCUGUGUCUGUCCCACAUUGUACUCAUGUUCCCUGUGUACCAGGCACUAUGUCUAGCCUCUUCCUCCCUUCCACCCCCAUCAAAAAUGGACUGUGUAUAGGAACAUCUCUGUAAUUGUGCCUCUUCUCAUCUAGGCUCAGUUCUGUCUUCCUUCAGGAUGAGAAAAGGGCUUCCCUGGGCAACAGAUGCUAUGGAGAGCACUCUCUCAAACCCCCAACAGCUAGUGACAGCCACCUGGCCUCACUGCUGGGGGAAGGCUACAGCCAGAAACCAAGGUGACCUCUGGGGCUAUCCUCCUGGUAGCUGAGUGUCCUUGCUCUAGAAGCUAAAAGGCAGAAAGGCACCAAGCUGGGAGCCCAGCCUGGAUGUGUCUCAGGCCCCUCAUCCCCACUCUGUCUCACCCCAACAAACCCCUUUACAAGAUGACAACAAUUUCUCUCUAGGUCUAUUCCACUUCCUGGAUUGCAACUCCCCCAAAACUAAAUGUGAGAUCACUACCACUUCCAGCCCCUAUUGCCCAAAUUGGGGUCAGAGGUCAGAGCAAGAUUCCAAGUGAUGGGGAGGAAGAAGCAUCUCUUGUGUACCAGCCGCUGUGCUGGGUGCCUUACGUGCAUUAGCCCAGCCGCUCCUCCUAAAAUUUCAGACAGGUUAGGGAAGGACAAAGCCAGCAGCCAUGAAGGAUUUUACUAUUUCCACAUAUCUGCCUUAUCAUCCCCUAUGAUUAUCUCACAACCCCAUGGGAUAGGCAGAGCAAAUGCUGUUCUUCCCAUUUUAAACAUUCAGAAACCAAGGCUAAGAAACGAGUCUAUAAAAUCUGUACCCCCAUAAUAUGCCGAAAUUUAAAAAAUAAAUAAAUAAAUAAAAGAAACGAGUCUAAAGUCACACAAGUUAAUAUAUAGGAGCCAAGACAUGAACUCAAAUCUUCGUAUGCAAAAUCCCAUGAUCUUUCCACUGAGUCAAAUCCUAGACUUCUCCUGGGAGCCCCUGGCAGAAACCAAAACACACAACUGGGCCUGUCCAGCCCAGCACACUGUCUUGUGGAGAACACAGAGCCUUGGAUAGUGCAGUAGCAGGGUAGGGAAGACAUGACAAAGAAUGUGGAAUUGGUUUCUGCCCCUGAAGAGCACCUAGUCUGGAGGAGGGUGAAGGUCAGACACACCCCAAACCAGACAGAGACAGGGCAACAUGGAGGCAGGUGGACAGAGCUCUAGGUCCCCAAGCUUGGGACAGAGAAGGCUCUGAGCUGAGAGGAGGAGGUGGCUGAUCACUAUGUCUCAGAAGUAGCCAUUCCCACAUUCCCACUUUGUGCCAAAUGAUUUUGUACCUACAGAUGUUGUUUUGUAUCUUUAAGUUGUGAUUUUGUAUAUAUCUACAAUGCCUCCUAGCUAGAUUGUAAGCCCUGUGGGGGCAGGGCUCCUUCCAGUUCUUGGAUGACGUUCUCCCAUCUAUCUUCCCUCAUCUGUCUUGUCUAGCACAGUGCUCUGCAUAUAGUAAGCACUCAAUAAAUCCUCAUUUGCCAACA
This is a messenger RNA of Microcebus murinus (gray mouse lemur), 4246 nucleotides long. It is a transcript of the gene AQP2, whose product is annotated as aquaporin 2. Gene Ontology annotation, cellular component: apical plasma membrane; plasma membrane. Gene Ontology annotation, molecular function: water channel activity. Gene Ontology annotation, biological process: transmembrane transport; water transport. Lineage: Eukaryota; Metazoa; Chordata; Mammalia; Primates; Cheirogaleidae. The record is from RefSeq and is a predicted model, not a curated record.